Anopheles merus is the source of this 3247-nucleotide messenger RNA. Its product is annotated as daxx-like protein. The coding region runs from base 372 to 2441 and encodes 689 amino acids. Gene Ontology annotation, molecular function: histone binding. The record is from RefSeq and is a predicted model, not a curated record. The transcript is spliced from 3 exons. NCBI's taxonomy places the organism in Eukaryota, Metazoa, Arthropoda, Insecta, Diptera, Culicidae.
AUGUGUAUGGUUUUUUUUUAUGUGUGCCUAUUUUCUCACACACGUUCUAUGUGUUGAUGUGCGUGCACGUUCCGUCCUGUGUGUGCGUGCCAUCGUAGGUCGCGUAAUAAUGAUCUGUACAGAGAUGCGAAUAGCAAAAGUAGGCAGGUACGCAUGAAAGGCAAUUGACGUCGCGUCGCUCUCUCCGCGAGCUUUGUGUGUAGAGGCGAGAAGCAAACGAUUGCACGCUUUCGGGAGAAAAAAAACCAAAAAAAAAACAGAAAAAUUAAAACACGCUAAUGUGUGCGCGCGCGAACAGUCGACGAGGGACCGGUUGCGUGUGUGUGCAUAAAUAAGUAAAUGUUUUUCGGGACAGGAAAUUGUAAACCAUCAUGGAACCAUCGUCGUCGGUAAUUGUGCUCGAUUCGGACUCGGAUGAUGGGGUGAUUAUGGAAAGCCCGGCCAAUGUGAAGAAGCGCAAAGCCGCCCAACUAUCGCCCGCGGGCACAGGGAACGCUGCCUCCGCCAUUGGCAAUUCUAAGCCGAACGGUGUAAACAGUGCAUCAGCCGGUGGUGCAUCCAACACAGCAUCAUCAGCAGGCGGCGGUGGUGCAGCACAACAGGAACCACAGCGGAAGCGCAUCAAACCGAUCACGAUCGCGUCGAACCUGCAGGCGGAAAGGCGGUGGUCGAACGAUAAAACACCUCCCCACAACAACAACAACAACAACAAUAACAGCAGCAGCAGCAGCAGCAGUGCCAGCGGGCCCAUUAUCGUUGGGAGUGAAAACUUCGCGCCAAUCACCUACUCGGACGAUUGGGAGCAGGAAAUUAAGCAGUACCAGCAAAAGCUCGCCGUCGGUGGCGAUGACGGUGAUGGUGGCAAACGGCGGGAACGUUCCGGCUCGGUGCAGGGGUCAACACCGGCCAGCUCCCGCAGCAGCACGGCGAACGACGAUACGACGGAGCUAAACAAUACCGGCGGCAGCCCCAAUACCGGUCGGAGUGAGAAAAGAUCUUCAGCUCAAGGGAAGAAACCGACCGUGGAGAAGAAGAACCCUAUCGGCAAAGAGUUCCAGGAGCUGCUCGAUGCGUGCCGCAAGGCGGACAGCUCGAAGGACAUGGAAACGCUGAUCGAGCGCAAGCUGAUCCGGUACUACGAGAUCGUGCACCCGGACUACAUUGGCUCGAAAAGCUUCAAAAAGGCGGUUACGAAGGUGACGGCCGAGGUGCGGGCCACACCGAAUCUCGUCUUUCUCAAGCUGGCGAACAUUGUGGAGGAGCUGAAUGCGCGGCGAAAGUCGCGCUCCGUGGCAACCGCUGCCGACGAAAAAGACAAUCCCGCUGCAGGCGUCCCCGUCACGAGGGCCACAAGUCCAACCACCGCUGACGGAGUGGCGAACAACAGUGCCGAAAGCAAUAGCAGCAGCAGCACCACCACCAAAAAGGAUCGACAGAUCACGCGCCUCAACCGGACGCUCUACGUGCUGAUGAAGCGCAUCCAGCAGAUGGAGGAGGCGGAGGUGGACUUCAAUCACGAAACCAACUCCACCUACGUGAUGGCGGAGCGGUACAAGAAGCGCGCGUUCGAGGUGUACGAGAAGCUGUGCGACAUCACGGGGGAGAGCAAGAAUGCGCACCGGCUGGUGCGGAAACCGAUCUGCUUUCAGGGCACGCAGUACGGGGAGUUUAAUCGCACGCUGUCGCAGUUCGUCAAUCGGACGAACACGUUCCCGAACUUUCGCGAUGUGCUGAAGUGUUUGCAGCACUGCAACAUUAAGCACGCGUAUGGGCUGGGGGUGGAGCGGAUGAACCGGAUCGCGCAGGAUGCGUUCAUCAAGGUGGGAAAGCAGCUGCAGAAGCGGCGAAAGACGGACCUGUACGAGACGGUGAUGUACCAUACGGGGGAGGAGAAGGAUCCGGCUACGGUCGAUCCGAAGCUGCGGGAAAAGCUGGAGGAGAACGGGAAGCACUACAGCAAGGUGAACAAAAUCAUUGAUAAAUAUGCCGAAAAGGAACUAACCAAUAAGGAGGAAGAGCACGAAAAGAAGCACAAAGCGGACAAGGAAAGUAGCAGCACCUCCGCCACCACCACCACCACCACCACCACCACCACCACCACCACUACUACUACUACUACUAAUACCAGCCAAAGUUCCGCACCGAUGCCAUCCAGCAGUAGCAGCAAUAAACGGAGUGCUACUACGGACACAAGCCGCCAGCCUAUGGCCGCCACCAACAGUAAAGACACCGUUGCGAAUGGAGAAACGGAAACCACCACACUACACGAUACCGAAGACGAGGAGGAUGAUGAUGAUGACGAAGAGGAUGACGACGAGGAGGACGAGGAAGACGAUGAUGAGGACGAAUUUGAAUCCACCACGAAGGAGAACGUCCGACCGGACACGUUCGAGGAUGUGGUCAUUUCCGAUGACGAUGAGCUAAUAGUGCUAGAUUCGUAGCAUUUGCCAAACGUCAUCACCAACACCACCAAGCUGAGCGUGUAAAUAGGGUUUAUCAUAUUUCGCCUGAUCUCGUGUUGUGCGAUCGUGAAUCAGCUGCAGCAGCGGUCCGAAAAGAAAGCUCCAGGCCUCUAGGGUCUAAGGCUACGAACCGAAGUCGAAAUGUUGUAAAAAUAAGUGUUAACAGGUGCAAUUUUUUCGAACCUUUUCCUCUUACUUGCACAAUUUCUCUUCCUUCAUUAGUUUAGCUUUCCACAAGAAAACCUCCUUUCAACACUUUACUUUCUUCUUAAAAUUAACAUAGACUGUAAAGGAGAUAAAGAGACGACGGUAUCUAGUCUAGAUUUCAAAAAUCCAGACGAAAGGAGCACGACCGGGCCCUUCCUUCUAUGAAUAGAAGCCCCCGCGAAAGAGCCCCUAUUUAAUUUCCCCCCUUUUCUUUCUGUGUAAAAUUUUGACCAUGUAAUUGCUGCAGCAUAAUCGGAAGCGGUCCACCAUAACUGUGCUGCUUCUCUUCUUUAAUUCGGACAGAUAUUUGUCAAGCGACUGAAAUACCGAAAGCUUUUCCACAAACAAAUCACACGAUAGGGAAGAUGGGUGUGUGUGUGUGUGUGUGUGUGUACGUGUAGUACAGGAAAUCCAUCCCAAAUCAAUGGAUAUGCGGUAUGGGAGGUUUCUUGGUUGACCAGAGAGAGAGAGACGAGCCAUUCUGUGAAAAUGGAAUGAAAGAAAAGAGUCUAAAGACAACAACACACAAAAACAUCGGAAUAAAAAUUCAUGUGACGAAACGUAUUUUUCCACUUUAA